Didymodactylos carnosus is the source of this 612-nucleotide messenger RNA. NCBI's taxonomy places the organism in Eukaryota, Metazoa, Rotifera, Eurotatoria, Philodinida, Philodinidae. The record is from the annotation of a GenBank genome assembly.
AUGUUGGUCGAACUUGCAGUGACUGGUUUGCUCCGCGAAGGCAACGGUGAACAUGCCGAGAAGAUCAAACGAUUACUCGAAGUGAAAGAUGGAAGCGAGCAAGAAAUAUUUGGAAUAUGUGCUCAACUCUACUCGAUGAGUUCAUUCAUAUAUCGAGAAAUGAACGAAGUCAUGCGAUCGGAUGGAGAUGAACAACAAACGGCGUUUGUUAAAACCAAAGUGCCCACGGUCGGUCCAUUUGCGUAUCUUCUUUGGAAACUUCUACCCCGUCGUACACAAACAAUUACCGUCUAUCGAGGUGUAAAACUGUCAAACGAGCAAAUUCAACAAUACGAGAACUCUAGGAAAGCAAAAGACUGGUGCAUGUUUCCUGCAUUCACCUCGACAAGUCAAAAUAGAGAGAAAGCUCAAGACUUUGGCAGUGAAGAGACAGCUCAAGGCUUUCGCCAUGUACUUUUCGAAAUUGACAUUCAUGAGCGUGGAGCGGACAUACGAAAUUAUUCCGACUUCGAACACGAAGACGAGGUGUUAUUACCUCCUAUGUUCAUGUUCGCUGUCAUAUCGUGCGAAGAGGUGGACAAUCAGUGGAUAAUUCAUCUCAACGGAUACUAA